Tuber melanosporum (Perigord truffle) is the source of this 1026-nucleotide messenger RNA. RefSeq lists its product as uncharacterized. The coding region runs from base 1 to 966 and encodes 321 amino acids. The transcript is spliced from 4 exons. Lineage: Eukaryota; Fungi; Ascomycota; Pezizomycetes; Pezizales; Tuberaceae. Gene Ontology annotation, cellular component: RAVE complex. The record is from RefSeq and is a predicted model, not a curated record.
AUGUCUCGGGCAAUCCUACAACCUUAUCGGUUUAACGGUAACGGCGCUAUGGCAGCAGCCCUCUACCCCCCACGCGUCGAAGAAGAUAUAUUGAAAGCUGAAGAAGAAUCUGGCGUCCGAGAGCUAGCCUGGCUUCUGGACACCCUGCAGGAAACAGUCGACAAUGUCCGCUCUGGCCUGCGAGAGUGCUCCAACCUCCUCGCAUCGAGCACAGGCUCUACGCUAGUUCUUUCCUCACCGCGCUCGGAGUCACUCAAGGGGUAUGCGACGCGGGUGGCUAAUAAAGUCAUUAAAUCGGAUAUGCAGGUCAAGAUGUACGGGCUGCCAAAUACAAAGGGGUUUGCCUGCCAUAAACUGAGCUUGGACUCCAAGGGGAAGGGUAUUGUGCUGGAGCAGUUGGCGGAUGUUGGAAAUCACGUUGCGGAGGGUCUGGACAUAGUGAAUGGGGGAAUGGGCGUUGCUGAGAAGCUGGGUGGGGCAAUGAGGAGCGUUCGUGCUGCGAGAGAUGCAUUGAGAGGGACCCAGGCGCAUCGAUUGUUUCCCUACCACGCCAUGGAUCACAGAAUAUUUGACCCUCCACUUCAUCCUCAUCUUGCGCUUGAUGUUUAUAUAUCAGAGGCGGCACUCAUAGUGGAACUACGGACGCUAGAACCAUUAACUCCCCCGGAGCAUCGUGGGCCCGCAUUUGUAUUACCGUCGUUGGAGUCCCCGUUUGGCUUUCGGGAAAGAUUUGCUGCGGCUGUGGGGCUGGGGGGUGGGGGAAAUGGAGUUGGGGCCGCUAAUCAGGACCAGAUUUAUAGCUAUAGAGGGGGGGACGUGCGGGUCAAGGAGAGGGUCAGGGUUGAGAGUCAGGAUCCCAGCUUAAUGGCUAUCUGGGCAAAGCUGGGAGGUCUAGAGCAUGCGUUGGAACUGGUCAUCAAGUCCUUGGACAUCGCGAAGUGUGCAGCUGGAGUUUGCCAGAGAUAGGAUUGAUUGUUCUUUGCAGAUGCGUCUUUGAUUGGACCGAUUGUGCUGAGGACCUUGAAA